GCGCGCCGCCCGGAAGCCGCAGGGCCCGCUCGCUCCGGGGCGCCCAUGGCCGGGCAGCCACAGCCGCCGCCGGUCUACGUUUACGGCGCCGAAUACGUGGCGCGAUGCGACGCCCUGUGCAAGGUUCCGCGGCGGGCCAGCAUGGUACACGCGCUGGUGGAGGCCUACUCGCUGCUGCAGCACAUGAGGGUCGUCCAGCCGCGCGCCGCGUCCAUGGAGGAGAUGGCGGCCUUCCACACCGACGCCUACUUGCAGCAUCUGCAGCAGGUCAGCGAGGAGGGCAACGAGGACCACCCCGACUCCGCCGAGUUCGGGCUCGGGUACGAUUGCCCGGCCAGCAAGGGCGUCUUCGAGUACGCGGCCGCGGUCGGCGGCGCCACCCUCACGGCGGCGCGUUGCCUGGCCGAGAACAAGUGCAGGGUGGCGAUCAACUGGCCCGGCGGCUGGCACCACGCAAAGAAAGACGAAGCUUCUGGCUUCUGUUACCUGAAUGAUGCGGUCCUGGGAAUCCUGCAGCUGCGCCAGAAAUUCGAUCGCAUCCUCUACGUUGACCUAGACUUACAUCAUGGGGACGGCGUAGAAGACGCUUUCAGCUUCACCUCAAAAGUCAUGACGGUGUCUCUGCACAAGUUUGCACCUGGAUUUUUCCCUGGAACAGGGGAUGUGACAGACAUAGGCCUGGGGAAGGGGCGCUACUACAGCGUCAACGUGCCCCUUCAGGAUGGCAUCCAGAACGAAAGAUACUAUCAGAUCUGUGAGGCGGUGCUGAAGGAAGUGUACGUGGCCUUCUGCCCUGAAGCUGUCGUCUUGCAGUUGGGAGCAGAUACUGUUGCAGGUGAUCCCAUGUGUUCAUUCAACCUGACCCCUGAGGGGAUCGGCAAGUGCCUGAAUUAUGUUCUGCAGUGGCAGCUGCCGACCCUUGUCCUUGGAGGAGGAGGCUAUCACCUUGCUAACACUGCCCGCUGCUGGACAUACCUGACUGGUGUCAUUCUGGGGAAAACGCUGCCUUCUGAAAUUCCAGAUCAUGAGUUCUUCACAGAAUAUGGCCCUGACUAUGUGCUGGAAAUCACUCCAAGCUGCAGGCCGGACCGUAACGAGCCUCAGCGGGUCCGAGAGGUCCUCAACUCCGUGAAAGGUGAGUCCUCUGCAAGGCAAACCCUGGUGCUCCCUUCCUUUUAGGUAGUGAUGGAUGGGCUGGCCAGGUGGGGUCUCCCAGGGGGCUUGCACGAGGUCUGCGUCUUCCCAAUGAGUUAACUGGAGGGGACGUCUUCCUUCAGAUGGGGGGAGUAGAAGCUUCCCCGGCGUUAGGGCUGUUGUGGAGGGUGUCUGGGGGCCUUGGGCACACCCACGUCUCCUUCCGGCUUGGGGACUGAUCCGAGGGUGGGGACCCAAGGGCUCCAGGGGGAGAAGGGCUUUGAGGUGCUCUCUCUUUGCAGGGCACCUGAAACAUGUGAUGUAGCGGCAAAGAGGGUUGCCCUCUCUCCAGAGCCACUGGGCCAGAGAGCACCGAAACAAAAGAGGGAGCAGCUGCUGGAAAGUCUGCAGAGAAACUGCCCUGAAGCUCUGGUGGGGCAUCGGGGGUCCCCCAGGCUGCAAGUCUGUAGUCCUGGUGUUGGUUGUGCGCCUUGGAACAGUGGGGGGACGUUAGGUUUAAAGGAAGUUGUUUCCCCCAGCCUGGGUUCCCAGCCUCUUCUUCCCCUGUGCAGGCAGCUCAUUCUGGAAGGAGUAGAAGGCCUUGCACCCUCUGCCCCUCGGACCGGCAGGGCCACAGCAAGAUGGAACCCUUUUCCUUUUCUCUUUUUUUGCAAUUGUUUGCCUUGAAAUAAAAAACUGGAUGUAUU
Candoia aspera is the source of this 1841-nucleotide messenger RNA. It is a transcript of the gene HDAC8, whose product is annotated as histone deacetylase 8. The record is from RefSeq and is a predicted model, not a curated record. The transcript has 10 exons. Gene Ontology annotation, molecular function: histone deacetylase activity. Gene Ontology annotation, cellular component: nucleus. Bases 46 to 1179 code for a protein of 377 amino acids. Lineage: Eukaryota; Metazoa; Chordata; Lepidosauria; Squamata; Candoiidae. Gene Ontology annotation, biological process: negative regulation of transcription by RNA polymerase II.